AUUUUUUAUUUUGUAAUUUUAAUAAUUUAUACUAACCACCAUGUCCAAAAGAAGUCAACGAAUUGUAAAUAGCUCUUUAUUAAAGAAGAAUAAAACAUCGAACUCGAUAGCUUUGGUCAAACCAAAUGCAAGCCACGAAUACAAGUUUUUCAAACCCAGACAACUGUUUAAAUCAGCUACUUCUGGAGUUAAUAAGAACAGUGAAGUGAUUUUAAGCCAAAUGAUACAGCCAACUCAGUCUUUAUUAGCAAAGCAAAAUGUUUCUCAAAACAAUGAAGUGAUUUUAAGCCAAAUGAUACAGCCAAAUCAGUCUUUAUUAGAAUUACUAAAAGUUUCUGAAGUGAGUUACAUAGUUGAAUAUUUCACUUAAUUUUUUAUAUUUUUAAAAGUUUAUUGCAACUUUGUUUUGUGUCUUAGAACAAUGGAGUGAUUUUAAAUAUACAAUCUACUGUAUUAAUUUAUACAAUAUUUUUAUUUCAUAGUUGAAAAUAGUUAUAAAUACUAAUAGAUAACUAAUAAGUAGAAAACUGAACUAAUAUAUUAUUUUUCUUAUGAUAACAAAUUAACUUGAACUUAAAAAUCACCUAAUUCUUCAACAAAAAACAGAAUUUAUUGGUUUUCCAACAACUGUGAGUUACAUAUUUGUUAGAUUAUAAUAUUACUUACAUUGUUUCUAUGAAAGUUAAUAAUAUAUAUUUUAUUUUGGCUUUUUGCUUAAAUAUUCCUGAUCCCUAAUAUGACAUGACAACAAUGUUAGUUUUAUUUUUAUAAUCAGUUAUAAGCUAUUAUUAUUAUGUUAAUAUAUAUUUUUGAUAAAAUAUAUUUUUUAGGAUAACUUAUUCGAUAUUGAUGAUAUGGAGUUUGUGAUUCUGGAAGAAGAUAAUCUUGAAAAUAAUAGUUAUAAUAUUAGGUAUUAAUACCUAUGUUUUCUAGUU
Molecule: messenger RNA, 935 nt
Organism: Acyrthosiphon pisum (pea aphid)
Lineage: Eukaryota; Metazoa; Arthropoda; Insecta; Hemiptera; Aphididae
Exons: 4
Coding region: 41-370 (109 amino acids)
Source: RefSeq, a predicted model, not a curated record